AAAGUCGUGAGAAAAAAGUAACAAAGCGGGGGAAGUUCUCCACCUUAGCCAGUAACGCUGUCGCUAGACACACAGCAAACAGUUAGUCCCCUUUUUAUUCUCAAGUCGGUCACAUAUAUAAUUGUCGAGAAAUUUUUCUGAAUACUCCUAAAGACAGUUUGGAGUAUCAAAAAAAAAAUAUAGAAAGAAAAAACACUUUUGGAAUUUCUACUGCGGACUCACAAGCUUCAAAUUUGGAUUAAUUAUCUUCGUAUCUUCUAGAAGGAACAACGAAAGAGUAGUUGCUUCAAAUUAAAAUUCAACAAUUUCAGUUCCUGAAAUAAUAAAAAUGAUUUAUUUUAAUAUAAAUAAAUGGAUUUUCAUGAUUUGUAUUAUGCUCUUUAUUGCAAAUGUCCAAUCUAGAGAAACUGUAACUAAUGGAAAAGGUGAUGAAUGUUUAAUAGAAAGAGGGGAUUUCAAUGGAACGGUAGGGAUAAUUAAUUUUGGCGGUUACGUAUUCAUAGGUUACAGUUGCGAGAAAAACUACACACUGAUUGGACACCCUCGAGACAUGUGUUUUGAUAAUUAUGUCCACAAAGUCCUCUUAAAAUUUUGUAAAUUAACAACAACAUUCAACUGUCCCCCGUUUAAGUAUAAAAAUGCCGAAGUUACAUUUUAUAAUAAUGGUAACCUUGCUGAAAUAAACUGCAAUCCAAAUUAUUACUAUAACAAAACGAAUGAAUUGGGGAGGGUUGAUAAAUUUCGUAAUAAUUUUGAACUGAAAUGCGUUAAUGGAAGUUGGACUGAAAAUGAUUUUAAUUCUUGUCAACCGAUAACACUCUAAUUUUACAUGCGUGGCUGAUUUUGAGUGGGAUUACCCAGAAAAUUCUACUACUUGUGAAUUAAGGCAGUAGACGCCCGAUCGCACUUUUCUAUAGAAUUCGAUGAAAUUUAAUAUGAUAACAAUUAAUUUUGAGAUCUAUAUAUUCUAUAUGUAUAAAUAUUUCUACAAUUUAAAAAAAAGAGAAUAAUUAUCACUAAACGCAUAUAUUUAAAAUUUAAAAAUCUUAUAAAAUUUUAGUCAUUUGUAUUUUGUUUGGUGAAAAAGAAAAAUGUACACGAAACAAUUGUAAAUUGAAUUUAAUAAAUGAUAAUAUUAAAACAGUA
Molecule: messenger RNA, 1146 nt
Organism: Leptopilina boulardi
Lineage: Eukaryota; Metazoa; Arthropoda; Insecta; Hymenoptera; Figitidae
Exons: 6
Coding region: 329-823 (164 amino acids)
Source: RefSeq, a predicted model, not a curated record